Corticium candelabrum is the source of this 2423-nucleotide messenger RNA. RefSeq names its product dynein axonemal heavy chain 12-like. Lineage: Eukaryota; Metazoa; Porifera; Homoscleromorpha; Homosclerophorida; Plakinidae. Gene Ontology annotation, cellular component: dynein complex. Gene Ontology annotation, biological process: microtubule-based movement. The transcript is spliced from 11 exons. Gene Ontology annotation, molecular function: dynein light intermediate chain binding; minus-end-directed microtubule motor activity; dynein intermediate chain binding. The record is from RefSeq and is a predicted model, not a curated record. The coding region runs from base 116 to 2338 and encodes 740 amino acids.
CGCAUGCGUUCUAUUAUUUGCCUGGAGAUGUACCUAGCAACGUAGUAUGUUGCGCGGUUUUUUUCGCUAGCUAUAUUUCGAACGCUUCAAGAGUUCUUUAUUAUACAGAUUCGCAAUGUCAACACAUCGGGAAAAGGUGGCGUCAGUCUCGAAGCCUAAACCUGGAAUGUCCGUCCCUGGUUUUCCUCGUCUGCCUCCUAUCCCGUCGCCACCUUCUACCAGUCAGUUGCACAGUUCGCGACUAUCAGCUGACAGUCCUCUGAGGCGGUACAGGCAUAGCUCCUAUGUGAGAGGACUCGUUACGAACGUGAUGAAGGAGCGUGCUUUAAAGGCAAGGCAGCAGACAGCUCUUAUUGCCAAUUCACAGUCUCAUACAGAUCCAAUUCCCGAUUACCCACGUUCCAUGAUGAGUCAUGAACGCAAGGUUCGAGAGAACUACGAAUUUUUGAAGAAACGUGUACAAGAUGCUCCGGUGACACCCAUGAUACCAUCUGUAUGGGAUCAUGUGAUGGAUAAAGUCCCUGUAGUUCUCACCAAUCUGCCAAACUCUAAGCAACUGAUUCAGGAGAUACAAACUGAAGUUUCAAACGACUACGAGGGCAGUCUGAGGAAGUUUAUGGUUGCUCAGGUAUUGAAGAAACCCAAUGUGAAAGGCGUUACUCAAGACGAGAUUCCCAAGGACAAGAAGGGUCUUGACUUUUCUACACCAUGGCGAGCUCGAUAUGAGACAGCUCGGACAAACAUGAAGACUAGCUUGAAUAGCAUUCACCCAACUAUGCAGUCUGUGCUGGCUUUGUGUCACAAAAACUCAAGUUUACUGCUUGUUGAUCUGAGGGACACAAGAUCUAGGGGAGCAGUAGAAUGUGAAUAUCUAAGAAACACUGCCAUUGUUGAAUGCCAGAAAGCAGAGGAAAAACUGAUGAACAGUUGGUUUCCAGAAGUCGCUAGUGUGUUUUUCGACAACAAGUCUUUAGGCAAAGUCAAUGUUGUUCGUUUUUAUGAAUGUGUUGACACGUUGCUGUCCAUUCAACUGCAACGUCUUAUCAUACAUUCAUUUACGUCAUGGAUAGAUUUAUUCAAAGAUAUCCACACGACACCUGUGUUUAAAUUGCAACUGGUGUUAGACGAAAAUCAGAUGCAGUUCUACCCAUCUUUGGAUGACCUGGAGGACAUUAUAGUGUUUGUUGUGACUACCAUUACAACGUCGCUGCAGAAGGUUCCCAAGAUGCAUGGCUGGAUAACAACAGGGGAGGCUACUGGCUACAUUGAUACAACAACAGAGCAAAGAUUUUUGGACAGGAGCAUCAAGGAGCUUGUGGAGAUGGUGAGGGAGAACCUAGUGGAGACAAAAGAACACUUGGAGUCAUACAGCAAGUAUAGAUUCCUCAUCAAUGGUGAGGCUGAGAAGAGUAUGACUACUUUUCUUGAAGGAGGACACACACUACAGGAAUAUGUUGAGGAGAUUGAAAAGUUUAAGUUGCUCUAUUGGGAACUUGUUGGUCUUCCUACCAUGGCCUAUUUUAACAUGGUGGAAUUGAACUGUCGGGAUUUGAAAGAUGGAUUGGUAAAGUGCUCUCAGGAGUUUCUAGAUCGUUUGUUGUCACACCUGGCUACACUGCACAGAACAGAGAAUGAACGGGUUUGUCGUGAAUAUGAAAGUCUCAAGACUCGAGCACUGACUGAACCGGCUGACAAUCGAGAAAUGAUGGAAUUGAUAGAUUACAUGGAGAAGGCAAAGAAAGAGCUGGUUCCAUCUCUCACAAAAAGCGUUGAGGAGUCUUGUAGUCGUCUCUUAUACUUGCUGGAAGUGUACACAUUUCGUUUGAAAGAAGUGGAGCUGAACAAGACUGUGCUACAGUGGCCAAAGCAAAUUCCUUAUUUCUUUGAUGAGAAUGAACUGAUCAUUGAGAAAGCUAAACAUCGUGGCGAAGAUGCUCUGAUGAAACGGAGGCAAAAUGUCAUUCUGGACAUUGAAAAGUGUGCUAGGCGCGUAGAUGAGUUUUCUGAAUACAGUGAUUCUGAUUCAAUGUUCCAAUACUGUAAGGAUGUUCAGCAGGUGCAAAAACGUCUUGCAGACAUUCAAGAUUUGGUGGCAGUUGUCAACAAGGAGGAGGAAUUGUUUGGUGUUGAGAUAUCAACAUUCAAAGAAAUUGAGGAGAUUCAGGCGAGAGUGGAGCCAUUUCAAAAGUUAUUCACAAUCACAUACAAAUGGCAGAAAUCAGAGAAGAAAUGGAUGGAUGGUGGCUUCCUUGAUCUUGUUGCAGAGCAGGUGGAAAGUGAGGUAACCCAUGUAUGUGUAUAUGUAUUAAUUAACAUGGUACUGGGCAGUAGUUAUUGAAGUUACUUGAAGUGUAUUGUACUACAGACUUGGCCAAAUAUAAGUACAUUUGGUGUCUUUGUGUUUUGUACACAUUUCUUUCUAG